CUCUAGUCUUGGUGACAGAGCGAGACUCUGUCUCAAAAUUAUUAAUAAAGUUGUAUUUUAACAAAAGGAUUAUCAACACAAAAUCAUGUUUAUUUCAAGCAAUAUGCAUUAAUAAUAUAAUAAAAAUGAAAAUACAGGCUUUGCCUGCCACCUAAGGAGGAGGUGGGGUCGGGGCCAGCCACGACCGCCGUUGCUGGGAUGCUGCAGGUGUACGUGACCACCUGAGCUACCAGGCCCAGGAGCCCAACGUGGAGCGCUUCUUUAAAGGCUACAGGAAGAUCCUGGAGGUGGAUCUGAAGAAUGGAUAUGGUUUUGUGGAGUCUCAUGAUCUGCAUGAUGCAGAUGAUGCUGUUUAUGAACUGAAUGGCAAAGACCUUUGCGGUGAGUGAGUAAUUGUUGAGCAUGCCCGUGGCCCCCGGCGAGAUGGCAGUUGCCGCUCUGGACGCAGUUGAUACGGUUGUAGAAGUGGCCAAGAUAAACACGGCCCUCCUACUCGCACACAGUAUAUUCUUAUUGUGGAGAAUUUGUAAAGUCGGUGCAGCUGGCGGGCAGAAUAAGUGACUUACGUGGAUGCUCACAAGGGACGCAAAGAUGAAGGCGGUGAUUGAAGUUGUAUCUUAUUCUGAUAUGAAAAGAGCUUUGGAAAAGUAAAUGGCAGAAAAUCUGAUUCGUGGAAGACAAGCCACGUCUCAGACGCCGCCGGCCCUAGUCCAGACGCUGGCGUCAUUCAGGGCCUCGCUGUCGAAGCGGACACUCCCUUAAGAGCAGGAGCCCAGGUGGCAGCAGCCAAAGCAGUCAUUCUCAGAGCAGACCCGCGUCCAGGUCGGGCCCUCGCUCCUGGACCAAGAGCCGGAGCCGGAGUCAGAGUCGGAACAAGAAGGAGAAACGCAGGAGCCCCAGCAAGGACAAGAGCCGCAGCCGCAGCUGCAGUGCCGGCAAGGGCCGCAGCCAGCGCAAAGACCAAGCUGAAGAGAAGAUCCAAAACAAUGACAAUGCCAGGAAAACCCAAGGGCCGGAGUCCUAGGAGGCAUAAAAGGAAGAGAAGUCGGAGCCGCAGCCGGGAGAGGAGCGUGGAGGAGGAGAAGCGAGGCAGUGUGAGUGGGGCAGGAGCCAGGAGGAAGGCAGGGGCCGGAAGAGUCUCGCCAGAGUCGGAGCAAACUGGGCAGCUGGAGCCGGAGGAGCUGCAAGGCCAAGAGGAAGAGCAGGAAGAGAAGCAGGGAGGAGAGCCGCAGCCGCAGCCGCAGCCGAAGCAAGAGUGAGAGGAGCAGAAAGUGAGGCAGCAAGGCGGGCAGCAGCAGGAGGAAAAAGGAAGACACUGACCGCUCCCAACUCUGAAUCCAGCCAGAGGGAAGGCCGAGGGGAGAGAGUGAGAAUGCUUGUACCAGUCAGGAGAUCCGGUCCACGUGGAGAUCCAAUGCCAAAGAGAAACCAAAACUUCCGUCAGAAUCAGGCUCCAUAUCAAAGUCAGCUUCAAAAACCCGAUCGGGGUCCAAGUCUCGAUCCAGGCCUGCAAACCCGAUCGGGGUCCAAGUCGCGAUGCAGGCCUGCAAACCAGAUCGGGGUCCAAGUCUCGAUGCAGGCCUGCAAACCCGAUCGGGGUCCAAGUCUCGAUGCAGGCCUGCAAACCCGAUCGGGGUCCAAGUCGCGAUGCAGGCCUGCAAACCCGAUCGGGGUCCAAGUCUCGAUGCAGGCCUGCAAACCCGAUCGGGGUCCAAGUCUCGAUGCAGGCCUGCAAACCCGAUCGGGGUCCAAGUCUCGAUGCAGGCCUGCAAACCCGAUCGGGGUCCAAGUCGCGAUGCAGGCCUGCAAACCCGAUCGGGGUCCAAGUCGCGAUGCAGGCCUGCAAACCAGAUCGGGGUCCAAGUCUGAUGCAGGCCUGCAAACCCGAUCGGGGUCCAAGUCUCGAUGCAGGCCUGCAAACCCGAUCGGGGUCCAAGUCUCGAUGCAGGCCUGCAAACCCGAUCGGGGUCCAAGUCUGGAUGCAGGCCUGCAAACCCGAUCGGGGUCCAAGUCUCGAUGCAGGCCUGCAAACCCGAUCGGGGUCCAAGUCUCGAUGCAGGCCUGCAAACCCGAUCGGGGUCCAAGUCUCGAUGCAGGCCUGCAAACCCGAUCGGGGUCCAAGUCUCGAUGCAGGCCUGCAAACCCGAUCGGGGUCCAAGUCUCGAUGCAGGCCUGCAAACCCGAUCGGGGUCCAAGUCUCGAUGCAGGCCUGCAAACCCGAUCGGGAUCCAAGUCUCGAUGCAGGCCUGCAAACCCGAUCGGGGUCCAAGUCUCGAUCCAGGCCUGCAAGCCCGAUCGGGGUCCAAGUCGCGAUCCAGGCCUGCAAGCCCGAUCGGGGUCCAAGUCUCGAUGCAGGCCUGCAAGCCCGAUCGGGGUCCAAGUCUCGAUGCAGGCCUGCAAACCCGAUCGGGGUCCAAGUCUCCAUCCAGGCCUGCAAGCCCGAUCGGGGUCCAAGUCGCGAUCCAGGCCUGCAAGCCCGAUCGGGGUCCAAGUCUCGAUGCAGGCCUGCAAACCCGAUCGGGGUCCAAGUCUCGAUGCAGGCCUGCAAACCCGAUCGGGGUCCAAGUCUCGAUGCAGGCCUGCAAACCCGAUCGGGGUCCAAGUCUCGAUGCAGGCCUGCAAACCCGAUCGGGGUCCAAGUCUCGAUGCAGGCCUGCAAACCCGAUCGGGGUCCAAGUCUCGAUGCAGGCCUGCAAACCCGAUCGGGGUCCAAGUCUCGAUCCAGGCCUGCAAGCCCGAUCGGGGUCCAAGUCGCGAUCCAGGCCUGCAAGCCCGAUCGGGGUCCAAGUCUCGAUGCAGGCCUGCAAGCCCGAUCGGGGUCCAAGUCUCGAUGCAGGCCUGCAAACCCGAUCGGGGUCCAAGUCUCGAUCCAGGCCUGCAAGCCCGAUCGGGGUCCAAGUCGCGAUCCAGGCCUGCAAGCCCGAUCGGGGUCCAAGUCUCGAUGCAGGCCUGCAAACCCGAUCGGGGUCCAAGUCUCGAUGCAGGCCUGCAAACCCGAUCGGGGUCCAAGUCUCCAUCCAGGCCUGCAAACCCGAUCGGGGUCCAAGUCUCCAUCCAGGCCUGCAAACCCGAUCGGGGUCCAAGUCUCAACCCAGGCCUGCCUUCAGAUCACCCUCCCAAUCUAGAUCUAGGUCCCAGGAAAGGUCCUCACUGCCUAAGACCACAGGGGAACUACCUAGGGAGUCUUUUGUGUAUGUUUGCUAUGCGUAGCACAGGUGAUUGGGGUAGAACAUGUUACUGCUGUACAUUUUCAACUCCCCUAAUGGUGUGUCCAUAAUUGUUAGAUCUAAGUGCUUACUCUCCGUAAAGCCUCCUGGUGCCAGGCCUUCCUGCUUCACUGAAAAAAAUUUUCUCUUAAGAAAAUCCCCUUUUACUCAUGGCCCACAGCAGAAUAUCCAGAACACCUUGGCUUUCAGGCCUGGCCUUUCCUACAGGGAGGGAGCUCAGUAACCUGGACAGCUCUAAGGCUGGACUGACCACAUAGGUAGGUAUGGUGAGUUCAACCAGGUUUUGCUCAUGAAUUGACGCCUUUCGAUGCAUGCCAUUUAGUGAAAGCGCCAAGUCUUAAGUUUCCUGCCACUUUGGUUUCAUAUUUUUGGACUUAACCAAGCUGUGAAUAGCACAGUCGAGGAAAAUUGAUACUUGCAGUAACCUACAGGAAAUAAACUAUAGCGUUCCAUAUUCUGGUAUUGUGAUUAUACUGCUUUACGUUAAAAAAGUUUUUUAAAUUUUAUUUUUCCCUGUCUUGCAAAGUAUAGUGACCCCUGUUUCCAUUAAAUUUGAAUAAAGACUAUCUUUGCAUGACAAAAAAACGCAAAUACAACUAAAAAGUAAGAAUACUAUUUGGAGUUCAAACUAAUAAUGUCUGACCUAUAUGUAACACUGAAAUACGAAGACUCUUGCCUCUUGAACAACCUGUUUCUGCAAAAGUGUGGCCUCUGAACAAUGAAAAUAAAAGAAGCUGACCUAGUAAUUCUACAGUGAUUUCUUGUUUUUUUACAGUAAGCAGAUAAAAAUCCAAGUGAGUGAAAAAAAAAUCAUAUUUGUAACAAAAAUGUUAAAAACCUAAUACUUUUAAGCUAAUGUCUUUUCAUGGCCCUUCAUUUAUUUACCUUCAAGAUUGCUGAAUUAAUCUUGAGAUUUUUUAGAAUCAAAUAUCUGAUUUUAACAGAUACAUGACUGGUCUAAUACAUGACUGAUAAUUACUAAGUAAUGGAGUAACUAUGGUAAAACACAACUCUCUCUGGAUUUGUUUCGAAUUUCUUCUCCUGCAGAUAUGUGACAUGCAAUUCAGGAUGUGACUUUGAGCCUGGGGGAGGGUUUGCAAACUGUGGUUCACAGGCCAAAUUUGACCCACUGGGAAUGUUGAAAAACAAUCAAAAUAUGACUAUUUUGUGAUGUGAAAAUUUCAUAAAAUUCAGAUGUUGCUGUCCAUAAAUAAAGUUUUACUGGAACACA
Messenger RNA from Saimiri boliviensis boliviensis (Bolivian squirrel monkey), 4458 nucleotides. The record is from RefSeq and is a predicted model, not a curated record. NCBI's taxonomy places the organism in Eukaryota, Metazoa, Chordata, Mammalia, Primates, Cebidae.